Molecule: messenger RNA, 3037 nt
Organism: Hippocampus zosterae (dwarf seahorse)
Lineage: Eukaryota; Metazoa; Chordata; Actinopteri; Syngnathiformes; Syngnathidae
Gene: zfp36l1b
Product: zinc finger protein 36, C3H type-like 1b
Exons: 2
Coding region: 159-917 (252 amino acids)
Molecular function (GO): metal ion binding; mRNA binding
Source: RefSeq, a predicted model, not a curated record
GCAGGGUCGCAGCCGGAAGGCCGCCGACCGUCGCUGCCUGCUGAAAAGCAACUGCGCAGCUCCUCACCACUACCAAAGGGGCUGUACGUGAGGAAGCCAGCAGGGAAGCCUGGACUUUUACUAAUUACCACUGGCUGUUCGUAAACAUCUAUUAAGGCAUGGCAGCGGCCAGCAUUUCGCCUUUCUUCGACAGUGAAGUCUCCGACAAGAACAAGAUGUUCAACUACAGCCAGGCGUGCGCCGGCGCAAGCGGUCAAGUCAAUUCCAGCCGCUACAAGACGGAGCUGUGCCGGCCCUUCGAGGAGAACGGCGCUUGCAAGUACGGCGACAAGUGCCAGUUCGCCCACGGCAUGCAUGAGCUGCGCAGCCUGGUCCGCCACCCCAAGUACAAGACCGAGCUGUGUCGCACCUUUCACACCAUCGGCUUCUGCCCGUACGGCCCCCGCUGCCACUUCAUCCACAACCCCGAGGAACGUCGCGGGCCCCCGCCGCUUUCGCCGUUCAACAAGAUGGGCUGCCCUCGCCUCCAGCACAGUUUCAGCUUCGCGGGCUUCCCCAGCGGCUCCCAAGACAGCCCCACCUCGGUCACGCCGCCUCCCGCUCGCUCCACCGAAGACCUGACCGAGUGGUCCGCCAAUCCCUUCACCUGCUCAAGGCAGGAGAUCGCCGGCCUGUUUGGCCCCGGUUGGGGGGCCCCUCCUGCGUGUGAGCCUCAACUUCCGGACCGGCUUUCCCCAACGAUCUCCUGUUUUUUCCAGCCAGCCUCGGAGGGGCCCCCCAGCCCUCUCAGCUCUCUGUCUGACCAGGAGGGGUACCAGAGCAGCCUUGGCAGUCAGAGUGACUCCGAGUCGUCUGCCCUCCUGGACGCGUCCCGCCGCCUCCCGAUAUUCAGCAGGCUCUCGGUUUCCGACGAGUAAGAUUUAUUUUGUGGAGCGACAACAGCGAAGAUGAGGACCCCCCCCCCCCACCACCACCACCACGACUCCCCCACUCCUCAGCUCUGUUCACAGAAGAACUCCGAUAUCCAAUAUCAGAUGCCUUAUCUUUUGAGGGUUUCACUUCUUUCUGUUGCGUUUUGCACCCCUUUUCAAUUGCCGCCGGGUCUCUAACAAAACGAACAAUUGCUAACCCAAGUAUCGUCUCCGCGCGCACGCCCUGGCCACGGUGCCGUGUCAAAGAAUGUGAAGCAUUGUGAAAUGUAGCUCCGAUUUAUAAAGCAGUAAAGUGUGCACUUUUCAUCGGAAGCGGCAGCAACGAGGGAGGGCAGCUGUGCGCCGCGUCUGUCGCCGUUGUUGCCAAUCUCCGGGCAGUCCCGCGUUAUUGCCCGUGCCACAACCUUUUAAACCUCCCUGUGAAAGCUCAGUGUUUAAUUUGUAAGGAUCGCCUCAGCGGAGUGAACAGGCGGACAUCAGGUGAGAUUUUUUUUUGUUUGUUUGUUUGUUUUUGUCAAGCUAACAAUCGACCUCAUCAAAACCCAGUUUCUUUAAAAUCACGGCGAGUGAGCUCGCGCUGUUGUCGAUGUCCGCUAGUCACACGUAGCUCCUACUUAGCAAGGCUGGAAUCCUGCAGCUGUUCCGAGGACAGAAAUGACAAGACGGUUUGGUGCAGGCCCUGCAGCGUGAAGCAUCAAUUUCGGGCGAUUAAUCGUUGCCACGGGUUCUGUUUUGUUCCGAGUUUUGUUGAUCAUGGAGCCCCCCCUCUGAGGUCAAUAUUAACUGGCCGCAGGAGGCGAACUAAAUUUCUAAAGUGUCAGCAGACGAUGUUGAGCAGUCAUUCGGAAGGUGCGGCCUCUGAGCUUGGCCAAGUUUUGUUCCUAAAUGUUGAGUCAUCGCUUUUGGUCUCUCCUCCCUGUCUUAGCCGAUGUCUUGGCCAGCUGAAGUGUUUAGCGUGAUUCCCCCUUCGUUCAUAUCGAUUGUAUAUUAUUAUUAUUAUUAUUAUUAUUAUUAUUGUCGCGUUUAUUCCAUAGAGCCCUAAAGCGUCUCGGCUUUGGUUGUCACUGCUUAUUUAUCAAAGUAUAUUUAUUGCUGAUCUUAAGCAUUUUUACGUUGUAUUUAUCUAUUAAUGAAACAAUAGUAUAUAUAUAUUUUUUUUUCCUUUUGUUAAAUUAUGAUCUUCCACAAUCGCAAGAUUGUGACGAUGAUUUUUUUUUUUUUACAGUAAUGUAUUACACUGCAAUGACAUUUCUGUUAACGCAUUUUUUCCUCUUUGUCUUGGAACGUGAUCUCAAUUUAAAGCAAAGCGCACCGAGGUGUAGCAUUUUUUUUUUUUUUGGGUGACCUGCUCCUCCCGCGUGUUGGACCGAUGCUUGGCCCAGUCUUGCACGCAAAGGGCGCAGGUGGUAUUUAUGCUCGAUUACAGCCGUUGGAAUUUUUGCACUAAUUAUCUGGGAAACGUAACUCUUGUACGUCUCAUGAAUCGACAUAAGAGAACAAUAUCUUAUGCAUUUGCUAGGUUGUAUCGAUGAAGUGACCAAUGCUAAUACUUUUUUUGUUUUGUUUUUAACAUAUGAGCCUAGUUUACUUUACCACCUGUACCGUGCAUUGACAAAUGCUGCUUACAAAGUGUGUUUUAGGCCUCGAGAAUGUAGACUGGUUCUGGAGCAGUCCUGUCCUCAUAGCAGUAACUGGGAUUUGGGAUUCAUGUCAUGUGAUGCAUCACAGAGUCUUGGGUGAUUAGAGGAAGAUUUAUCAGCUCAUUUUUGGUUUUUUUUAAAGAGUAAAACAAGCUUGCCUUUUUUCUCUAUCACGCACAGAUGUACGAGCACUUUUUUCUUGAUGAUGAUGAUGUAAAAGGUUAUUUUUGACCACUCUUUCCCAUGAAGUGCCUAAAAAAACAUUCCAGGUUUCACAGGUGUUGUGCCUUCCUAUUUUUUUAUGGUAUGAAUGCUUAAAAAGCCCUGAAAUUUAUUCCUGUAGGUAAAGAGGUUAACAGCAUUGGAAUGCAGCCGUGGCUGCUCACUACAGUAGCAUCUUUGUUUAAUGGUUUAUUUUGUGAUGACAGAUUGCAGUUAAAACCAAUAAAACGUGUUUAUAUUGGA